Molecule: messenger RNA, 2391 nt
Organism: Ochotona princeps (American pika)
Lineage: Eukaryota; Metazoa; Chordata; Mammalia; Lagomorpha; Ochotonidae
Gene: MIPEP
Product: mitochondrial intermediate peptidase
Exons: 19
Coding region: 50-2191 (713 amino acids)
Biological process (GO): peptide metabolic process
Cellular component (GO): mitochondrion
Molecular function (GO): metalloendopeptidase activity
Source: RefSeq, a predicted model, not a curated record
CGGUCUGGGGGCUGGCGUCGGGGCUCUGAGUCUGGGGACUGCAGACAGGAUGCUGUGCACCCGGAGGCUGGGCGGCCUGGGGCCUGGCGUCGGGGCUCUGCGGCCCAGACGAGCCUGCCGGGGCUGCCUCGGCGCGGGGAGCUGGGCACGGACAGUGAGCACAGGCUGGUCCCCGGUGGGCGCCGCCUUCAAUGUCCAGCCCCGAGGGCACCGCUGGCACCUGCUGGGCGAGCGUCAGGGUCUUUUCGGAGUGCCUGAGCUCAGUGCCCCGGAAGGAUUUCGCCUUGCCCAGGAGAAAGCCCUGAGGCGGACGGACCUGCUGGUGGAGCGUGCCUGCUCGACGCCGCCGGGGCCCCAGACAGUGCGCAUCUUCGACGAGCUCUCGGAUUCCCUGUGCAGAGUGGCUGACCUGGCGGACUUCGUGAAGAUCGCGCACCCAGAGCCGGCGUUCAGAGAGGCGGCGGAAGAAGCUUGUAGAAGCAUCGGCACUGUGGUGGAAAAGUUGAACACAAAUGUGGAAUUAUAUCAAAGUUUGCAGAAAUUACUAGCUGAUAAGAAUCUCGUGGAUUCCCUUGAUCCGGAAACCAGGCGAGUGGCCGAACUGUUCCUGUUUGAUUUUGAAAUCAGUGGGAUCCAUCUGGAUGAAGACAAGCGUCAAAGAGCAGUGGAUCUUAAUGUGAAAAUCUUGGAUCUGAGUAGUAGAUUUCUCAUGGGAGCCAACUUCCCCAACAAGAUUGAGAGGCAUGUCCUGCCCGAACACAUUCGCCAUAACUUUACACGUGACGGGGAUCAUGUAAUAGUUGACGGUCUACAUGCUGAAGCCUCAGAUGACUUGGUGCGAGAAGCUGCUUAUAAAAUUUUCCUUUAUCCCAAUGCUGGCCAGCUGAGAUGCUUGGAGGAGUUGCUCAGCAGCAGAGAUCUGCUGGCCAAGUUAGUAGGAUAUUCCACGUUUUCCCAGAGGGCUCUCCAAGGAACAAUGGCUAAAAAUCCAGAGACUGUCCUGCAGUUCCUGGAGAAGCUCUCCGACAGACUUUCUGAAAGAACCACAAAAGAUUUUGAGAUGAUACGAAGGAUGAAAAUGAAACUAAAUCCUCAAAAUUCUGAGUUAAUGCCUUGGGAUCCCCCGUACUACAGUGGUGUGAUUCGUGCAGAGAGGUAUAAUAUCGAGCCCAGUUUGUACUGCCCGUUUUUCUCUCUCGGAGCUUGCAUGGAAGGGCUGAACAUUCUGUUUAACAAACUGUUGGGGAUUUCCUUGUAUGCGGAGCAGCCUGCUAAGGGAGAGGUGUGGUGUGAAGAUGUUCGAAAACUGGCUGUUGUUCAUGAAUCUGAAGGAUUGCUGGGAUACAUUUACUGCGACUUUUUUCAGCGAGAUGACAAACCACAUCAGGAUUGCCACUUUACAAUCCGUGGAGGCAGGUUGAAGGAGGAUGGCGAGUACCAGCUCCCGGUCGUGGUCCUGAUGCUGAAUCUCCCCCACUCCACAAGGACUUCGCCAACGUUACUCACUCCUGGCAUGAUGGAGAACCUUUUCCACGAAAUGGGCCACGCCAUGCACUCCAUGCUGGGCCGCACUCGCUACCAACACGUCACUGGGACCAGGUGUUCCACGGAUUUUGCUGAGGUUCCCUCUGUUCUGAUGGAGUACUUUGCCAAUGAUUAUCGAGUGGUUAACCAGUUUGCCAGACAUUAUCAGACUGGGCAGCCUCUGCCAAAAAAUAUGGUGUCUCGUCUCUGUGAAUCCAAAAAGGUUUGUGCUGCGGCUGAUAUGCAGCUCCAGGUCUUCUAUGCCAUGCUGGAUCAGAUCUACCAUGGGAGGCAUCCCCUGAUGAAGUCAACCACAGACAUUCUCAAGGAAACACAAGAGAAAUUUUAUGGACUACCAUAUGUGCCAAAUACUGCCUGGCAGCUGCGGUUCAGCCACCUCGUGGGCUACGGUGCCAAGUAUUACUCUUACCUGAUGUCCAGGGCAGUAGCCUCCAUGGUUUGGAAGGAGUGUUUUCUACAGGAUCCCUUCAACAGGGCUGCCGGAGAGCGCUACCGCAGGGAGAUGCUGGCCCACGGCGGGGGCAAGGAGCCCAUGCUCAUGGUUCAAGGUCUGCUCCAGAAGUGUCCUUCUGUCGAUGACCUGGUGAGCGCCCUCGUCUCCGACCUGGAUCUAGACUUUGAAACUUUCCUCACGGAUUCUGAAUAAUGGAUAAACUCAGAUCUUUCAACUCAAGAUCCUGUGGGUAUUAACUUUAUUAUAAAUGCAACAGCUGUAAAAAUACAGUUUGAGAAUCCAGUAUUCAUGUGUGUCAUAAUUGUUGAGAUGCCUUAAACUGUUGGAACUUAGAAUAAACAGUUUGUUGUAACUGUGCUGGCUUUUUACCUGUUUAAUAAAAUUCUGAAUCC